AUAGCGGCAGUCUGCAAGAGAAAAAGAGCUGAAGGAGCAGGAAAAGGAGAUCUGACCUCACUCUCUUAACUUAUACAUAUAUAUACACACAUAUAUAUUUGUGUAUAUAUAUACUGAUAUAUAUUUUACAUACACACUUCUACCUGUGGAUUUUUAUUGAAACAACCUCACCUGGACCUGCUGCAACCAUGAUUAAGAAGAUGUCACCCUCCGAGAACGAGUUCGACAUCCCAGCCAAGAACUGCCACCGGAUGGUCAUCCUGGGCUCCACCAAAGUGGGCAAGACCGCCAUCGUCUCGCGCUUCCUCAACGAGCGCUUCGACGACCAGUACACGCCCACCAUCGAGGACUUUCACAGGAAAUUCUACAGCAUCCGAGGGGACGUGUACCAGCUGGACAUCCUGGACACGUCUGGAAACCAUCCUUUCCCUGCAAUGAGGAGACUCUCAAUUCUAACAGGCGAUGUCUUCAUUCUGGUGUUCAGUCUCGACAACCGCGACUCCUUCCAGGAGGUUCAGCGCCUCAAGCGCCAGAUCUUUGAGACCAAGUCGUGCCUCAAAAACAAGACCAAAGAGAACGUGGAUGUGCCGCUGGUCAUCUGCGGCAACAAGUGCGACCGCGAGCUGAGCCGCGAGGUCACGGACGAAGAGAUCGAGCAGCUGCUGGCGGGCGGCGAGCCCUGCGCCUACUUCGAGGUCUCGGCCAAGCGCAACACCAACGUCGACCUCAUGUUCCACGCCCUCUUCUCCAUGGCCAAGCUGCCCGACGAGAUGAGCCCCGACCGCCACCGCAAGGUGUCCCUGCAGUACGGCGACGUCCUGCGCCGCAAGUCCCUCCGCCAGAAGAAGUUCAGGGAGGGCGGGGACGCGUACGGCAUCGUGGCGCCGUUCGCCCGGCGGCCGAGCGUGCACAGCGACCUCAUGUACAUCAAGGAGAAGGCCGUGGGGGGCAACCAGGCCGGUAAGGACCGGUGCGUGAUCUGCUGACGGAAGUGGAGGACCAAGAGUAUCCACGCACCCCCUUUUGUGAGGUGAAGAAAGGAACCCUGCACUGGACCUGCCAGCCUGCUUCGCCAGUUUUUAGUGGCAGCUGCCUGCAGUUCCUUAAACGCAGCCAAAGACAUGCACAGUACGAGUACGGCGUUACGAGGUUCGGCUGCUGUGGGCGACUCAGCCUCUUGUGGGCGAGAGACACUGAGAGAUACAGGAAAAGAGAAAGAAAGAGAGAAAGAGAGAGAAAGAGAGAAAGAUGAAGAACUCUCUGAAGAAACAUGAACAUUAUAAAAGCUUGAAGUUUGCUGUAAAAAGCAAAAGAAGCAAAAUAGAAAAAUGUAAAAAUAAGAAUAAAAAUAAAAACGGACAGACUGUCUCCCUCCGCCAAGGAGAUGUGGAGUUUCUACCUGACUGAGAUGUGAGACAGAUGUGACACUUUAAAAGGAAAAAAAAAAGAAAAACUUGUUUACAUUUUGUUAUAGCCUAUUUUAUAAGAUUAAUGUUUAAAAAAAAAAAAGUCUGUGGCAUUGUGAACAAAUGAUGAUGAAUGAUAUGAAUGUAUAUUUAUUCUUCUAAGUUUAAUUUUAUUAUAAGAAAAUACAUUGGAAAUAAAAUAUUUGUAACUGAA
Astyanax mexicanus (Mexican tetra) is the source of this 1620-nucleotide messenger RNA. RefSeq names its product dexamethasone-induced Ras-related protein 1. The record is from RefSeq and is a predicted model, not a curated record. The coding region runs from base 189 to 986 and encodes 265 amino acids. The transcript is spliced from 2 exons. Gene Ontology annotation, molecular function: GTP binding; GTPase activity. Lineage: Eukaryota; Metazoa; Chordata; Actinopteri; Characiformes; Acestrorhamphidae.